CGUAUACAAGUAUUAUUUUGUAUAUAGCACGCGGUAAAAUUUGUAGAGAAAUUGUAUUAUUUUUUUUGGAUAUGAACGUUGUAUAUUAAUCAAAAGUAAUUGCAAAAAUGGGUAAAGCGAUACCAGAUCGCUGGCUUAAUUAUCGGCCCAUUGGGGAACGUAUCGCAGGAACGCGGUUCAUUGCAUUCAAAGUGCCGUUGCGUAAGAAUAUUAAUGAGAGUGUGGACGACGAGCAACUUCGUCUGGCGCCACACUCGUUGCUGGAGUCGGUGCCAAAUUUAGGACUGAUCGUUGACCUGACCAACACGAAUCGUUACUACAAUCCACAGACUUUCCUGGACCUGAAUGUGGCGCACCAAAAACUCAUGAUACCUGGCCAUCAGACUCCCACCAAGCAGCUGGCACAAAGAUUCUGCGAGUAUGUGACUGACUUUCUGGAUGCCAACCCGGAUAAUGACAAACUCAUUGGCGUGCAUUGCACACACGGCGUAAAUCGUACCGGUUAUUUGAUCUGCUACUUUAUGAUCACCAAGAUGAACAUGUCGCCCAAGCUGGCUAUACAGACUUUUGCCGAUGCACGUGGCCACAAAAUUGAACGUGAAAACUAUACCGAGUCGCUGCAGCACUUGACGUCUGAACAGGGACCCUGCAAGCCCAGCCACGCUGAGGGCGAACGCCGCUUCAGCCAAUGGCAGGUGCGGGACGAGAGACAAGAGGAAGCGACAGUCAAUUGGCGAGUCCGUCAGCAGGAGCACAACGCUUGGCAGCAGCAGCCGCCGUCGCUGCCGAGCCGUCAAUGGCGGAAUACCAAUACUUAUCAUAGUCAAGAGCAUGGCCCGCAACGUAGGCCGCUGAAACGGAAAAUGCCGUGCUGGCGCCAGGCGGCGCACAGCGAGGAAUCAGCUCCAGAGACUAGACGCUACAAUGACUACCACUCGGAUAAUGCCCGUUAUCAGCAGCAAAACCAUUGGCGGUCAAGGCAGACUGCCGGCCAUUGUCCCAGAGAGGAAUAUAGGCUCGCCUACAACAGCAGCAGCCGAAGCAGCAGCAGUUACAACAAAAGCAACAACAGCAGC
This is a messenger RNA of Drosophila navojoa, 1076 nucleotides long. RefSeq lists its product as uncharacterized. Gene Ontology annotation, biological process: protein dephosphorylation. NCBI's taxonomy places the organism in Eukaryota, Metazoa, Arthropoda, Insecta, Diptera, Drosophilidae. The record is from RefSeq and is a predicted model, not a curated record. Gene Ontology annotation, molecular function: polynucleotide 5'-phosphatase activity.